This is a messenger RNA of Argentina anserina (silverweed cinquefoil), 2181 nucleotides long. RefSeq names its product pyruvate kinase isozyme A, chloroplastic. NCBI's taxonomy places the organism in Eukaryota, Viridiplantae, Streptophyta, Magnoliopsida, Rosales, Rosaceae. Gene Ontology annotation, cellular component: chloroplast stroma; cytoplasm. Gene Ontology annotation, biological process: glycolytic process. The record is from RefSeq and is a predicted model, not a curated record. The coding region runs from base 53 to 1777 and encodes 574 amino acids. The transcript is spliced from 6 exons. Gene Ontology annotation, molecular function: potassium ion binding; pyruvate kinase activity; magnesium ion binding.
CUCUCUCUUAAAUCUCUCUCUCUCUCUCUCAUUCAUUUCCAGCUCAGAAACAAUGUCUCACUCCCUCCACCUCCUCACCCCAACCGCCUUAACCGUCUCCAACCCCAAGCCCCACUCCUCCUUAUUCUCCGCCACCACCAACCGCCGCUUCCCUCUCUCCUCCACCGCCUUCCCCUCCCUCACCGUCAAAUCCUCCUCCGCCGAUCCAUCCCCCUCCGUCCUCGUCUCCGCCAACGGCACCGCCGCCGCCGCCGUCCUCUCCGCCGACUACUCCUCCUCCUCCAUCGAGGUCGACGCCGUCACCGAGGCCGAGCUCCGCGAGAAUGGCUUCCGCAGCACCCGCCGCACCAAGCUCAUCUGCACCAUCGGCCCCGCCUCCGCCGGCCCCGACCAGCUCGAGGCCCUCGCCGUCGGCGGCAUGAACGUCGCCCGCCUCAACAUGUGCCACGGCACCCGCGACUGGCACCGUGACGUCAUCCAGCGCCUGAGGAAGCUCAACGAGGACAAGGGAUACGCCGUCGCCAUCAUGAUGGACACCGAGGGCAGUGAGAUUCACAUGGGCGAUCUCGGCGGCGCCUCCUCCGUCAAAGCCGAGGACGGUGAGAUAUGGACUUUCAGUGUGAGAGCUUUCGGCUCGACUCUUCCGGAGCGCACGAUCAAUGUGAACUAUGAAGGAUUCGCCGAAGAUGUGAAGGUGGGAGAUGAGCUACUUGUGGACGGUGGAAUGGUGAGGUUCGAGGUGUUGGAGAAGCUUGGCCCGGAUGUCAAGUGUAAAUGUACUGAUCCCGGGCUGUUGCUGCCCCGGGCGAACUUGACUUUCUGGAGGGAUGGGAGCUUAGUGCGCGAGCGCAAUGCCAUGCUUCCCACGAUUUCAUCCAAGGAUUGGUUGGACAUUGAUUUCGGGAUUGCAGAGGGAGUUGAUUUCAUUGCUGUAUCAUUUGUCAAGUCUGCUGAAGUUCUCAAUCAUCUUAAGAGCUAUAUUGCAGCACGGUCUUGUAAUAUAUCUGUUGUGGCAAAGAUAGAGAGUAUUGACUCUCUAAAGAACUUGGAAGAGAUCAUCCUUGCAUCAGAUGGAGCAAUGGUAGCAAGAGGUGACCUAGGUGCUCAGAUACCAUUGGAACAGGUCCCAUCUGCCCAGCAAAAGAUUGUUCAAGUAUGUAGACAGUUAAAUAAGCCAGUCAUUGUUGCUUCUCAACUACUCGAAUCUAUGAUCGAGUAUCCUACACCCACUAGAGCUGAAGUGGCCGAUGUUUCUGAAGCCGUGAGGCAACGAGCUGAUGCUCUGAUGCUUUCUGGUGAGUCAGCUAUGGGACAGUUCCCAGAGAAGUCAUUAGCUGUUCUUAGAAGUGUUAGUUUGAGGAUCGAGAGGUGGUGGAGGGAAGAGAAACGUCAUGAACCUAUGUUACUCCCAGCUAUUGGAUCAUCAUUUUCAGACAGUAUAUCGGAGGAGCUUUGUAUUUCUGCUGCCAAGAUGGCAAAUACUUUAGAGGUGGAUGCUCUUUUUGUCUUUACAAAGACAGGCCACAUGGCAUCUCUACUGUCCCGCUGUAGGCCUGAUUGCCCAAUCUUUGCUUUUACUAAUACGACAUCUGUGCGGAGACGUCUGAACCUACAGUGGGGGUUGAUACCAUUUCGGGUGAGCUUCUCUGAUGAUAUGGAAAGCAACCUUCACAAGACCUUCUCGCUGCUUAAGGCCAGGAAUCUAAUCAAAUCAGGUGACCUUGUCAUUGCUGUCUCAGACAUUUUGCAGUCCAUUCAAGUUAUGAAUGUUCCAUAAAUAAUCUAUCAGUUAGAUUGCAUACCUCUUCUGAACCUAUUCUGGUUGUGUCAUCUGUCAAACUUCUAUAUUCCUUGCUAUUGGUACUACAAUUUGUUUAUGGUGGAAAAAGAGGGUCAUUAAGGAAAUAGUUCAGUGUUUGUUUAUUUACCUUACCUCCCGGGUACAUGCUUCAUAUUCUCACCAUAAAAUCUGGAGGGGUUUAUGCCACCUAAAUUGCCUAGUUUGUUCAGAGGUACUUGCUAGUUGUAACAUUAAGUUGUGAGUGUUAGAGUUGUAUGAAGAGAUGUGUAUCCUUUAGACACAAAGAUGCUUUUAUGUCUUGUCGAAACGUAAUAAUUUAAUCCGAACUGUUGUAUUACCUUGUUCAAGUUAAUGCAACUAUUUUGAUACUUUUUUGAAUU